UUUCCUGUGUUUUCCAAACGGGUGUGCUAAAGUACCGCAAAAGAGAAACUAAAAAUGAUGAACGGAGAGAUGAACGGUUUCCACAGCUCUCUUAUUGAGGAGGACUGCUUCUUGUUUACAUCGGAGUCCGUUGGAGAGGGGCAUCCAGAUAAAAUAUGUGACCAGAUAAGUGAUGCCGUGUUGGACGCUCACCUGAAGCAAGACCCAGAUGCAAAAGUGGCUUGCGAAACUGUAGCCAAGACUGGAAUGAUUUUGCUGGCAGGAGAGGUGACGUCUCGUGCUGUUGUUGAUUAUCAAAAGGUGGUCCGUGACACCAUUAAACACAUCGGCUAUGACGACUCAUCCAAGGGCUUUGAUUAUAAGACCUGUAAUGUCCUGGUGGCUCUGGAGCAGCAGUCUCCAGACAUCGCCCAGGGUGUUCAUUUGGACCGCAAUGAAGAGGAUGUUGGGGCCGGAGACCAGGGUCUAAUGUUCGGUUAUGCCACUGAUGAGACAGAGGAAUGCAUGCCACUCACUAUAGUGCUCGCACACAAACUUAAUGCCAAGAUGGCUGAACUGCGGCGUAACGGCACCCUGCCCUGGCUCCGGCCGGACUCCAAGACUCAGGUUACUGUGCAGUACCGACAGGAGCGUGGCGCCAUGCUGCCGGUGCGCGUCCACACUAUUGUCAUCUCUGUGCAGCACGAUGAAGACAUCUGCCUUGAUGAGAUGCGUGAUGCUCUUAAAGAUAAAGUCAUCAAAUCUGUGGUGCCCUCUGUUUAUCUGGAUGACGAUACCAUUUAUCACUUGCAGCCCAGUGGUCGCUUUGUCAUCGGAGGCCCUCAGGGUGAUGCUGGCCUGACUGGUCGUAAGAUUAUUGUCGAUACCUAUGGAGGCUGGGGAGCCCAUGGAGGAGGUGCUUUCUCUGGAAAGGACUACACCAAAGUGGACCGCUCUGCGGCGUACGCUGCCCGCUGGGUGGCCAAAUCUCUAGUGAAGGCUAAACUGUGCAAGCGUGUUCUUGUGCAGGUUUCUUAUGCCAUUGGAGUGGCCCAUCCUCUUUCCAUUUCCAUCUUCCACUAUGGCACAUCCCAGAAGAGUGAGCAGGAGCUGCUUAAAAUUGUCAAGAAAAACUUUGACCUUCGUCCAGGAGUCAUUGUGAGGGAGCUGGAGCUGAAGAAGCCAAUAUAUCAGAAGACUGCUGCUUACGGCCACUUUGGCCGUGAAUCUUUCUCUUGGGAAGUGCCCAAAAAGCUGCACUACUAAACCGUUUGUCAAGGUUUUUCCUCUCUAGGCCUGUUGGCGUAUUCUACAGAGAAGCCCACAUGGCUUACGGGGAGAAGUCUGGUUAUUCUGGUACAAGUCCUACUGGUUAAAUCUUUUUCCUUUGUGAUUUUGCAUCACAUAUUUCAUUCUUAGUCUUUGAGUUUCAAAGGUGAUUAUGAUUAAUCAGCAUUAGGAUAAAGGAAGUAUACUACACAGAUUAACACAUUAAUUUCAAUCCUAAAAAUUGUAAACUGGUUGGCCAGUAUUAAUUACGGAUUUAAUUUUGUGCAGAAUAACCAAGCCCUUCACCAAUGAAUCAUAAGCAUUCCCAACUGUUUUAACCUUGUGUAUUUAUUCGUGCUGUCCUCUAUGCACAUGUAUUGAAAUCUGUAAUCUGGAGGUCAACUCUUAUGCUGUAUGUUGCUGUAAUUUCUCUCUAGCGCUCUGUGGUUCCCAAGUGUCAUACAGAAAAACUUUGGGGACCCGGCCACAAGGAAAGUGACUGCUGCAGUGCCAUUUAUUUUGGCCAACUCUAAUGCUGAUGCUUAUUGUCUUUCUUCUUUCACAGUCUUUCCUUAAACAGAGGGAUAGCAAUUUUGGCUGGUGUUGUACAGAGAAACUAGCCUUGUUUACAUGCAUUCUCUCUGUCUAUCUCUCUUUCUCGCUCUCUCUCUCUGUUUCUUUACCUUCCUCCAGUUUUAA
Sinocyclocheilus grahami is the source of this 1947-nucleotide messenger RNA. RefSeq names its product methionine adenosyltransferase 2Ab (gene mat2ab). Gene Ontology annotation, molecular function: ATP binding; methionine adenosyltransferase activity. Lineage: Eukaryota; Metazoa; Chordata; Actinopteri; Cypriniformes; Cyprinidae. The coding region runs from base 55 to 1245 and encodes 396 amino acids. The transcript is spliced from 9 exons. Gene Ontology annotation, biological process: S-adenosylmethionine biosynthetic process. The record is from RefSeq and is a predicted model, not a curated record.